Messenger RNA from Poeciliopsis prolifica (blackstripe livebearer), 3112 nucleotides. RefSeq names its product serine palmitoyltransferase, small subunit B (gene sptssb). NCBI's taxonomy places the organism in Eukaryota, Metazoa, Chordata, Actinopteri, Cyprinodontiformes, Poeciliidae. Gene Ontology annotation, biological process: ceramide biosynthetic process; endoplasmic reticulum organization. Gene Ontology annotation, molecular function: serine C-palmitoyltransferase activity. The record is from RefSeq and is a predicted model, not a curated record. Gene Ontology annotation, cellular component: serine palmitoyltransferase complex. The transcript has 2 exons. Bases 470 to 712 code for a protein of 80 amino acids.
CUGGCUGCAGGAUGGCGGGACAGCGGCGCCAAGGAUGCGGCAUGGACUGGAGAAAAGUUUAGGAACGCCGCACGUCGCAGGGCGUCAUGCGUGGCGCAAGAAGAGAAGCGAAAAGAAACGCACAGCCGCCGCAGCCCGCGACACGUCGGCUCCCGUCUGCGCCCUCCGAUGCACCGGCCGCGAAUAAUCAGCGCACACUGACCGGCCUCUGCAUCAACCGGUCCGCCUCCUCCGUCGCUCCACCUGCAUGAACCGCGAGCCAGGUGAAGGGUCAGCGUAAACACGAGCUGUGGGUGUGGCGCCACUUCCGGAGCAUGCAAUGAGGGCUGCAUGUAUACAUUUGAGCGAGACGGAGGUGAAGUGGUGAGACGGCUCUUGGGUUCACAGCAGGGGGGACGCGGGCUGCAGCUGGUCCUGUUGCAGAGGAGACGACCGGAGGGGGGGAGUCCCCACCGACCGAGCUGGCAGGAUGAACUUCAAAAACAUGCGGGAGCACCUGGCCUGGCUGUACUACCAGUACCUGCUCAUCACCGGCAUCUACGUCCUGGAGCCGUGGGAGAAGUCCAUCUUUAACUCUGUCCUCUUCUCCGCCAUCGCCAUGGUGGUCUACACCUCCUACGUGUUCGUGCCCAUCCACGUGCGUCUGGCUCUGGAGUUUUUCUCCGAGAUCAUCAACGGCCAACCGGAGAGCGCCAUGGCGCUAAUGAACUAAAACGGAGGAGGAGAGUGGAGGGAAAAGACUCAAAAAGAAAAAGAAGAAGGGGCAGCUCGCAACUGUGACCUUAAGCCUCUCACUUCUUCACCCGAACCACAAACCGGACACUUCAUCGACACUGAAAACAUGGAGAUCUUGCCGGAAUCAUCUGGAAGCCUUACUCACUUCUUUUGGAUCUCGUGCUCUCUGGCCUUACCCGAUGGUAUUACACAACAGUGCUUUAAUUUCCUGCGCUAUUGAAAUGUUUGCUUUUCCUUUUCCUCGCUAUAUGUCCUGUUUGAGUGCAUCCCACCUCCGGGUUUUGCAUGACAGGUCCUUACAUGACAGGUAGAUUUGCACGCUUGACAAACAACAAAGCACAACCGUCUCUUUUUCUUCCUCUGGAUGCAUAAGUCAAGAAGGUUUUCCGGUCGUUCUGAUUUUUAGCUUAAUAAGACCUGGACAUCAUGGAAGAAAUUAUAUUUUUUUAGAACAGUAAAGAUUCUGAAACUUUUUGUCAACUUUUCUUUCUUUUUUUCUAAAUUUGGUUGUGUUUGAAAUGACGAAUGCAAUAUAUGCCACGCCUCACAUGUAACGGCACCCUGCAUAAAGUCAUAUAAAAAGCCUUAGAAUAUUUUAAUCUUUUACCGCAGUAACACAACCUUUCACAAAACACGGAGAAAGCCAACUUUUAAUUUGAGAACAUUUAAGAGGCGAAAAAAAGAUCAACCUAGAAAAACUUUCAACGUUGUUUAUUUGAGCAGUUUUUUUUUUAAAAAAUCAUACUUUUUUAAGUUGAUCAGAGUGUCCGAUCAUGUUUUUCGUCUGUUUCUUAUCCACUAUUCAAAAUGGGAAAGAUUAGAAACCUUACACUUAAAAAAAACAACUCCAGGAAUCAAUUUCGUUUCCUCUAUUGCUGCAUUUUCUAGCACCAAGGUAGCAUUUGUGUCUUCAUCAGAUAUUUAUGUUAGUAUGACCUGACCUGACACACAGAGCCUUAUUUCUUUAUCCAUCCCUCAGGCAAGAUGUCUUGCAACACAAGUAUGGCAAACGUGUGUUGAGCUUCAUAUAUUAGCAAUAAUGAAACAGCUGCUUGCCUGUUCUUCCACAGAUCUUCAAAGUUUCAAGCAGCUGGAACUGUGGUGAAUGAAGUCAUAGGGAGACAAAGGUUCAAUUUUAAAGUUUAGCAUCACUACUUGGAAAAAAAAAAAAGAAGCGAGAGAUGAUAUCUCAAUAAAACAAGUAUACUUCAAAGGCCGGCCGGUGCCAAUAAACAUGGGACAGAAACCAGCUAUAGCCAAUGAAGCAGACAACAGAGACUCGCAGUUUAUAAAGAUGUACAAUUUUCUCCACCUCUAAUGGCAACAGACUGGCAGCGACGUAUACGUCUGCACGCUUCAGAGGGAUAAAAACACCUGGAGGUCGGUUGUAUGACGAGUCGAGACCCGUGGCGACACACGGCCGUUGUUCUCGAACGUUUGUGUUGACACGUCACACCUGAAGACUCACUGCUUUCUGAUUAAAACGGGAGGCAGAGCAGAGUUUAUCACAGCUAUAUUGACAUGCACCAAAUACUGUUUUUAAUUAUGCUUGAGAAAAUGGAAAGGGGAAAACUUUUUUUUGAGUUUCCUUUAUGCACUGAAAAGCAAGCUGAAAGCAUGCAGCGCAGAAGACACAAUAUUAGAAGAGAGAGCUUCAGCUAUGCAAUGGAUGUAAACCUAUUCGUUGCAUCUGUCUGUUUAGGUAUGUGCCGAUCAAAAGGAGCAAUAAAACGAGCCGAGCCCUCUCUUUAUCUCGUUUUUUUUUUUUUUAUACGAUGGCAUGUCGGAAAGGUGUGCUGAGCAUUGAACGGGGAACAAAUAUUGAUCUAACGCUCCUCCAUGUCCAGGCUUGGCCUUGUCCGUGGCAUAGUUAUUUGCUGUGUCACGCAGCUGGAAAAUUAGUCGGAAGGAAAAAAAGAAUAGUCUUCCUCGGCUGCAGUUGAUCAAUGGAUCGGAUAGAUUGGCUUUAAUUAUUUGUGCUGUGGAUCAAGGGCUCACUGAGGACGUGCUAAUUUUAUUUACUUAUGUGUUUAUGUUCAUUGGUAAAUGCUUGGCUGGUUACAAUGUCAGUUACCAAACUUUUUAUUGCCCAAUUAUUUAUGUUGAAGUCUCUUGUAGGCCAUGAUUACUGCAUUGUUUGUUCUUUUACCUCUGCCUUAACAAGCUUUUUGUAUUAUUCCCAGUUUGUAUUAUGUUCCCUUGACUUUUGAUAAACAUUUCCACCAAUGUGACACAUUGUCCAGCAAGAAUGAAGAGGCCUCUAAGAUGCUAUUUUUUUUUUUCUUUCACAGUUUACCAAACUGAAUGUUGUAUUUCUACAUGAUAGCCACAACAUCACUGUAGUAAUCGCAAAAAUAAAGGCAUCGGAUGACACCUG